Messenger RNA from Ochotona princeps (American pika), 1624 nucleotides. It is a transcript of the gene GABRR2, whose product is annotated as gamma-aminobutyric acid type A receptor subunit rho2. Lineage: Eukaryota; Metazoa; Chordata; Mammalia; Lagomorpha; Ochotonidae. The transcript is spliced from 9 exons. The coding region runs from base 29 to 1501 and encodes 490 amino acids. Gene Ontology annotation, biological process: regulation of membrane potential; monoatomic ion transmembrane transport; signal transduction. Gene Ontology annotation, molecular function: GABA-A receptor activity; extracellular ligand-gated monoatomic ion channel activity; neurotransmitter receptor activity. The record is from RefSeq and is a predicted model, not a curated record. Gene Ontology annotation, cellular component: neuron projection; membrane; synapse.
GGCUGUCAGGAGACAGCAGGCUGAAUCAAUGAUUAAGCCAGUGGGGGCUGGCCCCAGUGCACGUUACUGGAAAGCAGCUGGAUUCGUCCCAGACAGCCACAAGAUGCCUUACUUGACGAGGCUCAUCUUGUUCUUGCUUUGCCUGGUGGUUCUCGUUAACAGCAGAAAGCCCAGAAGGAAGAGAUGGACGGGGCAGCUGGAAGCAUCCAAGCCGAGCCACCUGUAUAAGAAGAACCUCGAUGUGACCAAAGUCCGCAAAGGAAAGCCUCAGCCGCUUCUCCGCGUGGACGACCACGACUUCACCAUGAGACCAGCCUUUGGAGGCCCCGCUAUCCCCGUGGGUGUGGACGUGCAGGUGGAGAGCCUGGACAGCAUCUCCGAGGUGGACAUGGACUUCACCAUGACCCUGUACCUGCGGCAUUACUGGAAGGACGAGAGGCUGGCCUUCUUUAGCACUAGCAACAAGAGCAUGACCUUCGAUGGCCGGCUGGUGAAGAAGAUCUGGGUCCCCGAUGUCUUCUUUGUUCACUCCAAAAGGUCAUUCAUUCAUGACACCACCACUGACAACAUCAUGCUGAGGGUGUUUCCAGAUGGCCACGUGCUAUACAGCAUGAGGAUUACUGUCACUGCCAUGUGCAACAUGGAUUUCAGCCACUUUCCCUUGGACUCCCAGACCUGUUCUUUGGAGCUGGAGAGCUAUGCUUACACAGAUGAGGAUCUGAUGCUGUACUGGAAGAAUGGGGAUGAGUCCCUGAAAACAGAUGAGAAGAUCUCCUUGUCUCAGUUUCUGAUUCAGAAAUUUCACACGACUUCAAGACUGGCCUUCUACAGCAGCACUGGCUGGUACAACCGUCUGUACAUCAACUUCACCUUGCGCCGCCACAUCUUCUUCUUCUUGCUCCAAACCUAUUUCCCCGCCACCCUGAUGGUCAUGCUGUCCUGGGUGUCCUUCUGGAUUGACCGCAGAGCUGUGCCAGCCAGGGUCUCCCUAGGUAUCACGACGGUGCUGACCAUGUCCACCAUCAUCACGGGCGUGAACGCCUCCAUGCCCCGCGUGUCCUACAUCAAGGCGGUGGACAUCUACCUCUGGGUCAGCUUCGUGUUCGUGUUCCUCUCCGUGCUGGAGUACGCGGCCGUCAACUACCUGACCACGGUGCAGGAGCGGAAGGAGCGGAAGCUGCGGGAGAAGUUCCCGUGCAUGUGUGGGAUGCUUCACUCAAGAACCAUGAUGCUGGAUGGAAGCUGCAGUGAAUCCGAGGCCAACAGUUUGGCCGGCUACCCUAGGAGCCACAUUCUCACGGAGGAGGAGAGGCAGGACAAGAUAGUGGUCCACCUGGCCCUGAGUAAUGAACCUACCUCCUCCAGGAAGCGGGGGCUCCUGAAGAGCCAGGUGGGGCGUCGCAUCUUCCAGAACACCCACGCCAUCGACAAAUACUCCAGGCUCAUCUUUCCAGCUUCUUUCAUAUUCUUCAACUUAAUCUAUUGGUCGGUGUUCUCAUAGGGGUCCCAAGGUUUUGUCUAACAGAGAACAUGGACACUCACAGUGCUGGCCAGCCAUGGACGCAUGAACCUGUUGACCAUGCACCCUCACUUAGAGGCAGCAGCAACUCCCGGACACCGUGAG